UUUCUCCGCAUUCAUCGUGAGUGCUGUCCCCCGCGGUGGACGCUCCGUCUGUAGGCUGUUUGUCGGACCACGCUGAGGUGUUUCUGUUGUCUCGUCUCAACUCACUUCUCCUCCUCGGCUGCGGGUCGACGUUUGGAUCGUGUCAGCAGCGGGCAGCAGACCUCGGCUAGGCUAGGCCUGAAUCCACCUCGCAAACACUUAUGGACUUUGAAAAACAAGCCUAGCAGUCUCCACAACCGCGUGUGAAUGGAGCAGUGUGCGAGUACGGCCUCCCUGCUGGCCUCGGUGCGGGAGCAGGAGAGGCAGUUUGAGAUGCUGAGCCGAGCUCUGGAGGAGGAGCGGAGGUCGUGUGCCGGCACCUUGCCCCGCCCCCUCCCCAACAUGCAGAACGGCCGCAUUCCUUGUGAUGCAGACAUAGAGAGGCUGACACUGAACGAGGGUUACAUCAACGGGACACAUCACUUCAGGAUGGAGCCUGGUCAGGUGAUGCAGGAGACGUACACAGUGGAGGAGGACCCCCAGGAGUCGCCACCCGUUGUCUCUGUGGAGACCAGUGAAGAUGGGACCACGCGGCGCACAGAAACCACAGUAAAGAAAGUGGUGAAGACCACCCACACUCGCACAGUCAUCCCCUCCGUAUCAGACACACUUUCCCUGGAUGGUGGGGGUUCAGUGACGGGUAUGGGGGCCUACCCUGCACCCAUGGUCUACAGGCAGGGGCCCGGAGCCGGUGUGCCCAUGGACUACCCCACUCAUACUGUGCCCCGCAACUACCACUACGGACCGCCAGGGGGCUACGACGACUACCGCACUGGACCCCCAUCUGAGACCUACGCAAGCCUUAGCAGGGGAGCUCGCAUGGAUGAUCGCUACAGACCGGUCCAUCCUGAUGGUUAUAGAACUCUGGAUCCAAGCUAUAGAGCCCACAGCAGGAACCAGCUCGACCCCUAUGCUGCUCAGCCACAGGUUGGACGUAUGGGAAGUGCCCUGGAGCUAUCCUCCAUCCCGAGGUUUGUCCCAGAGCCGUACGGUCUGGAAGACGAUCAGCGCAGCAUUGGUUAUGAUGAGCCUGACUAUGGCAUGGGACACCCAAUGCACUACAGCACCGUUCCCCGCAACCACAAUGCAUUCCUUCAUGGACCCCCACGCAGAACUGGGAGUUAUGAGGGUACCUUGGAUGGCGACAUGAGUGGUCCAGGGGACAUGUACUAUUGGGGGGGAGGAGCACCGCUGGCCCAGGGUGAAAGAGGUAGCAUGGCUUCGUUGGACAGCACUCUAAGGAAAGGGCCCGGUCCCAGUGGCUGGCGUCAGCCGGAGCUGCCAGAGGUUAUCGCCAUGCUCAACUACAGGCUGGACCCAGUCAAGAGCAAUGCAGCAGCAUACCUGCAGCAUCUCACCUAUAAGAACGAUAAAGUGAAGUCUGAUGUGCGUCGUCUGAAAGGCAUCCCAGCGCUGGUCUCUAUGCUUGAUAACCCAAACAAAGAGGUUCACUAUGCAGCUUGUGGAGCACUAAAGAACAUCUCAUAUGGCAAAGAUGCAGACAACAAGAUCGCCAUCAAAAACUGUGACGGAGUGCCUGCUCUGGUCAGGCUGCUGAGAAAGACCCGCGACCAGGACCUCACUGACACUAUCACAGGGACGCUGUGGAACUUAUCGUCCCACGACUCUGUGAAAAUGGAGAUUGUGGAUCACGCGCUGCACGCCCUCUCUGACGAGGUGAUUGUACCUCAUUCGGGAUGGGAGAGAGGAAGCAACGGAGCAGGAGGAGGGGAAGAGAACUGCAAGCCCAGGCAUCUUGAGUGGGAGACGGCCAUCACCAAUACAGCCGGCUGCCUGAGAAAUGUGAGUUCAGAGCGAAGUGAGGCAAGGAGGAAGCUGAGGGAGUGCACGGGACUGGUCGAUUCGCUCAUGUACAUCGUCCAAUCCCAGAUUGACUGUAAAGAUGUUGACAAUAAGUUGAUAGAGAACAGCGUGUGUCUGCUGAGGAACUUGUCCUAUCAGGUGCAUCGUGAAAUCCCCGGCUAUGAGCGCUACCAGGAGGCCGCGCCCCUCAACCAGGGCCCAGCCCCCUCCAGCCAGAAGGGCGGCUGCUUCAGCUCCCGCAAGAGCAAAGAUGAGUGGUUUUCCAAAGGUAGGAAAGAUGACGAUGCAACAACAGAUAUCAUAGACAUUCCAAAGAGGACCUCACCUGCUAAAGGCUAUGAGCUGUUGUACCAGCCAGAGGUGGUCCGCAUCUACACCUCUCUGCUAAAGGAGUCCAAGAACCCCACCGUGCUGGAAGCCUCGGCCGGAGCCAUUCAGAACCUGUGUGCCGGACGCUGGACUUAUGGGCGAUACAUCCGUGCCUUGCUGCGCCAGGAGAAGGGUCUACCCAUGCUGACAGAGCUGCUGGCCCACGGCAACGACCGCGUCGUCCGUGCCAUGUCUGGAGCCCUCCGCAACCUGGCCAUUGAUUCACGCAACAGAGAUCUACUAGGUAGACAUGCGGUGCCUCCGCUGGUGGCCAACCUGCCCGGCGGUGGUCAGAGUCAGCCGGUGCGAGCGCUGUCGGAAGAGACGGUGGUGUCGGUACUGAGCACGCUCCAUGAGGUGCUGGGCUCCAGCCUGGAAUCAGCCAAGACCCUCAGGGCCUCACAGGGAAUCGAGAGACUGGUGCUCAUUAAUAAGGACGGCAACCGCUCUGAGCGGGAGGUGCGUGGGGCCGGCCUGGUGCUGCAGACAGUGUGGGGCUACAAGGAGCUGCGGCGCACUUUGGAGAAGGACGGCUGGAAGAAGACAGACUUCAUGGUCAACCUAAACCCUCCCAGCAACAACACCAGGGCCAACGGAGGAUAUGAGGACAGCACUCUGCCGCUCAUAGGGGGCAAAGGGGACCGGGACAUGAUUCCAAUGAAUGACAUGGGACCAGAUGCCUACUCCACACUGGACCAGAGAGGGAGAAGGAACACUCUGGAUAACACACUCGAACCUGCUGACAAAGACGCAGUACAGGGAGGGAUGUAUGGGGAGAGGCAGGCCUCUUUGCCUCUAAUGGAUUCUUACGAUGGUUAGGCUACACCCACUGUCACACUGCAUGUCAGCGCAUGAAAAACUGAUUGUGUGCAUUACAAGACGACAGCCUCCUCCCACCUACUGCCCUUGCUGAACUGACAAUGGGGGACCACUACACUACCGAUGGGACUAAACUCCAUCCUUAACUCUUCUGUCUCUCUUCACUCUAUUGCAGCUUCUCGUCUCUCUCUUUCUCUUUAUUACAUUCCCCCAUUGCAGCUGACAAACUAUUGAAACCACAUGGAAAAACUGACGUGAAUCUCCGCUCCCUGUGGACAAACCGGACGAGACACUAUGACCACUUUGUGCUCUGUGGGUCCCUGAGCUCCAAAAACACUAACCACUCGAUCGGAGGCCGUGGCCACAACACUACAUCUCCACGCAACAAUGCUACAACACUACAACUUGCCUGGACAACACUAAUUCUCCCUGCGACUAAAAAGCAGAGACUGUGGCUUCAUCUGAGAACUUUUCUAUGUCUUGGAGGUCGGAGCGUAGACUUAGACUAAUUAGAAAGAACUGUGGGGAUCAGAGCAGGACACUUUUUGGGGAAAUUUUACAUAAAUGGAUAUUACACUAUGUUUCGAAGAAACUGAGGGAAUGUGUCUUUUUCUCUCUCUCUUUCUGUUAGUUAAAUACUACAAAAAAUAUCUUUCCUACCACUGAUGUUUAACAAUCUAAUCAGAUUUGUUGUUUUGGUAGUGGUAAUUCCUCUUCUUGCUUUGCUCUGUACCACAGUAAUGCACAUGUGCCAAAUGACACUGCUACAGUUGCGACUGCCAAUAUUGAAUGCAAGAACUUCACACUUUUUGCAGCAGCUACACUGAAAAACUCAUCAUCUGCUUUGUUUUGUGCGCAGUUUGUGUCGGUGACAGUCCAUCGCCAAGAUGCAUGGGGAUGCUGCAUUUUCUGUAUUUGAUUGUGAUCCAUAGAUAUAAGAGUGGAGGUCCAAGUAUGGAGAAUUCCUACAGACAGAACUAGAGACAUUAUUUUCUAUCUCAUUGGAAUAGACAGUAUAGUCUGUUCUACAUUUCUAAAGUGUUUCUGUUAAAUGUAGGCCCCUUAACUUUGUAAUUAUUGGGAGGUUUCACAGGAUUCCAUGGGUGCAUUACCCUUAUAUGUCUGUAAUCUUAUGAAUGUGUACAUACAAGUGUCUAAGAGCAUCUGUGUGGGCUAACUGGAGUGCCUCACUCAUUCAGGAUAGGUCUGAUGGGUUUGUCCAACAUGACAAGGGUUAACCAAUCAAGGUGUGUUUUUCUCAGCAGUUGGGAAUACUGUAUAUGGAACUCAGCAGUUAUAUUCUGCAAGAUAAUGGAAUAUGUGAACUUGUAUGUAUGUAAGAGUUGAUUCUUGUCAUUGGGAUUGGUUUUUUACAAGGUAUAUAACCUGUGAGUUCUCUUUAAUUUACUGCUAUCCUUAGCCUACCUGGCUUUAAGACUACAGAAUAGUACAUGGGAAAAGACACAGUAUUGUCUGUUUUUGCCCGCGUUUCUUACGUACAGUGCUUGUUCUGUAGAAGAAUGCAUAUUCUUAGUGCCGAGUGAGAUGUAGAUACUUACUGAGUGGAUGAUUAAAAGAAGCACUAGGGGGGUAUAAUGUGUGUUUUUCUUUUUUUUCCUCCUUUUUUUAUUUUUACCUUUCCUUUUAUUUGUUUUCCAUGCCAAUUGAAACACUACUUCUCAAAGUAACAAGUUGCCUUCAAGAAUGGACUGACUAAAAGAGGGGAAUAGAGGAGAGCAAGGGUUUGUGUCAGAAAAUCUGUGUAAGAGGCCAGAAUCUGCUAUUAGAUAAAGUGUAGAAAAAAAAAUAAAAGCACAUUUAAACUAUAUAUACAAGAGAAUAUUUGUUAAUUUUGGUUUUAUGUAUUUCUUUUUUUUUAAUAUUGAUUUGGGUUUAAUUGUUUUGGGUGCUCUGGGUGAAAGCAUAUGCAAUCAGUUUAUAUGUUUUGAUUGAAAACAUUCAGUUUAUGUCUUAAUUAAAUGCAAAACAAGUUAGCUAAUCAAAAAUCCUCCAACACAGUCAUCAGAUACUGGAACACUAAUGGAAAAAUCUGAUUCUGGACUACACCAUAAUCUCUUUGCCUUGGCUCUUAAAGUUGCACAUUCUCAUUUAUGAAUGAAUUAUGUAACUAGCAAUACUGUUUUUAAUAAAAAAGAAAAUGAUUUCUCA
Molecule: messenger RNA, 5220 nt
Organism: Morone saxatilis (striped sea-bass)
Lineage: Eukaryota; Metazoa; Chordata; Actinopteri; Moronidae
Gene: ctnnd1
Product: catenin (cadherin-associated protein), delta 1
Exons: 23
Coding region: 247-3051 (934 amino acids)
Biological process (GO): cell-cell adhesion; cell-cell junction assembly
Cellular component (GO): adherens junction; plasma membrane; nucleus
Molecular function (GO): cadherin binding
Source: RefSeq, a predicted model, not a curated record